AUGUCACAGGUUAGCCACAGCGAUGCUACGCCGAUUACUCCACUGCGAACUCGCCGCAACUCACAUGUCAACCAUGCAUCCGAAAACUGGCGCUCACCUCGUGGUAGCUCCCUCAACGGCAGCUGUGGUCCCCUUACCAGUCCAGUCACAUCUCAGAGGGCUUUUGUGAACGGUAUCCCUGAGCAUCUGGCUGUGCAGGAGAUGGCUUUUCGACAAGGUCAGCAUGACUGCAACGGCUCCCACGACAAAACUCCACCAAACCCCUUCGCAAAGUCGUUCGACAAUGUCUGGGCACAGUACUACAAGCUCGGCGCCGCCUAUGGAAAAGCUCCUGCAACCUCGCCUACAGCAGCUUCAUCCCCAUCACACGGGAACUUUGCUUGGUCUGUACUCAUCAACCCCGCCACACAGGACUUGGAGCAUCCGAACGGCUCAGUCGAUAUGGAGUGGGCUCGCACGAUCUGCGUCAUGGGAUUGAAGUGCAUGAGGGAGCUGAUUAGUAUUGUUUGCCGACGUCACAACGAUUGGCGCAAGAUUGUCUGCGACAUUCCUCUUCCGGUCAGGCAUGCCAUAGUAGCAUUCCCGGAUCUUUGCGAGCACUACGAAGCCCUCCUGCGCGAUGCUCAUGAAGCACUCAGUGGCCGACUCCCUAUGGGCUACUGA
Molecule: messenger RNA, 663 nt
Organism: Bipolaris maydis ATCC 48331
Lineage: Eukaryota; Fungi; Ascomycota; Dothideomycetes; Pleosporales; Pleosporaceae
Source: RefSeq, a predicted model, not a curated record